AUGCUAAAUCUUAGGAAAUAUCUCUACGGUCUUAUUCUUUCUACAUUAUUUGCUUACAAGUACACAUACAGUCAGAAUACAUCUACAUUUUGCACAGAUAUGUUUUUAGUACCGUUAACUUGUACACUUGUAUUCGCGAUUCAACUAACUAAAUUUUCUGAAGAAAACAUUACAGGAGGAUUUGUCGCAGGAUUGUUAUAUAGCGUUUCUUAUUGUAAAUUUAUUGAUGGAUGCAACAAAUUUAAUAUUGAAUUUAGUCUUCUUAUUAAUUGUGCAGGGUUAUACAUUGCUAGUCUGUUUAAAUUCUUAAUUUCUGAUAGAAAAUCCUUGUCUGCUUCACAUCUUUCUAUGUAUUUACUUUUUGUACUAAUAAUCUCAGUUUUUAUACUUAAGGAUAAAGAAUUUGACGGGAUAAAAAUUGUGUUGUCUGGUCAUAAUAAUUUCUUUAGUAUUGUAAGUUAUGUAUCUUAUACAGUAGUAGCAAAUAUUUUUACAAAUGAAAUGGGUAUAAAGAACUUCUUGGCGUUAUCUUCAUAUCCUCAGCUAGUUAUAUUUUUAGUAUGUGCUUGUUUUUUUAGAAUAAAUAGUAUAUACACAGAGCCACUAGUAGACAACAUUAUAUAUUAUAUUGUAUCCCUUUUAACUUAUAUAGGUACAGUGGCGUAUGUACAGAUGUAUGGUAUAAUAACUACAAAUACACUACACUUAAGUAAUUUACUUAUAUAUAUUUUAUUAAUUUAUUCCAAGAAAUUGAUUAAAAUAUUUUAA
Vairimorpha ceranae is the source of this 768-nucleotide messenger RNA. RefSeq lists its product as hypothetical. Bases 1 to 768 code for a protein of 255 amino acids. The record is from RefSeq and is a predicted model, not a curated record. NCBI's taxonomy places the organism in Eukaryota, Fungi, Microsporidia, Nosematidae. The transcript has a single exon.